AUAAAAAAUUGUGCACGCGAAACGCAUCUGAUAUUUUUGCAGCCUUGAUUGUUUAUAAAAACAGAUUGUGCUCAUCCGCCGUAACCAGCAUGGCGUCAGCGUCGGUUGCGAGGGGUGAGGUGUGUGGUGUUUUGGGGUCAAUUUUGCCAGCUUUAAAUGAUUCUUUGUCCAAUUCAAACAAGAAAGAAAACAUGAGUUCUGCAAGCAAGGUUGGAGAGAUAUUUUGUGAUGCUGGUAAAGCAUUCAAUAAGCUGGGCAAUUUGACAAUCCAGUUGCAGCAAGCGUCGCAGCAGGCUCCUAACAGCGGGAAAUGGCGUGAGGAAGAGAUCGAGAUGCUGCACGGCGCCGUGCGCAGGUUCGCCUCCGACCUGCAGAAGAUCAGCGACACCAUGAAGUCUCGCAGUGUGAACCAGAUCCGUAACGCGCUGAAGAAGAAGGCGUUCGACGAGGCCGGUCUGCAGGCCCAGCAGCAGCAGCAGCAGCAGCAGGCGGCGGCCAAGGAGCAGGCCAAGCUGGCCGCCCAGUCGGACGUCACUCUGAACAUGCUGAACGCCGGCGAGUCGGAGGUGGAUGUUGAGGAGAUGGACCACUACGACGGGCCCACCGAGGAGGUGUCGCCGUGAGGGGUGCUCGCGGCAUGCCGUGAGAGCGAGAGGGACAGUGGUUCGUGAGAGGGAUAGUGAGUCGUGUUUCGUGAGACGGACAGUGGGACAGGUUUGUGAACCGGACGGCAGUGGACUGUGGACUGAUGGGACAGUAGACUGGUCUGUGUUCGUGUGUUCGUGAGAGGGACGGUGGGGUGUGUUCGUGAGAACAGUGGGUUGUGUUCGUGAAAAGGAUGGUGGGAGGUUGUGUUCGCUUGUUUGCCACGACGAACGGGCAGCGGCUGCCUUUUGGGGCAGAUCUGGACCUCAGGCGUUCACCUGAUAACUUACCCGAAAACGCUGAGUCUGUGAGAUGUUGCUGGCGUGGAUGGUACGUGAUGGAAGCGUAACAGGUCUUGAGAUGUUCGCGGUGUCUCAGUAAAGCAUCACCAAAUGUAAGCGGUAGCCAAGAAUGGUAUGUUUGUGUUUUUAAAGGCAGGUGGUGUACUUUGGUCGUCUUGUCGAGGUGUAGUUGCAGUUUUGUCUUCAUCGCCAAGGCUUCCCUUUGUGGCUGCUCUCCCCUUUGGCGCUAAACUUUAGUAAGGUCGUGCUCACUUCUUGCCUGCCUUAUCCUGAACUUUUAAGAAUUUGUUUGUGUUUUUUCCAUGGACGGCUCUCAUCCAAUUAGUUUCUGAAGUCAGGGUGUAGGUGAAGGUGUACGAAUAUCCCCUUUUUCAUAUAUUGACUGUAAAUUGGGAUAAUGUUGUACAGAUAAAUAUUCGUCAUUAUCGUAAUGUCGCUUCAUUUCAUCACACUCAUCGUACAUUUGAUGCUGUUUUAACAGCUGUGUCCAUUACCAUAAAUACAUCGCUGAACUUCGGA
Molecule: messenger RNA, 1466 nt
Organism: Amphibalanus amphitrite
Lineage: Eukaryota; Metazoa; Arthropoda; Thecostraca; Balanomorpha; Balanidae
Product: chromatin complexes subunit BAP18-like
Exons: 5
Coding region: 90-623 (177 amino acids)
Cellular component (GO): NURF complex; MLL1 complex
Source: RefSeq, a predicted model, not a curated record